AUGACCGACACGUCAAGCAACAGUAGCGUGUCCGAGAUCGAAGACUCCGACCUCGACGGCAGCAGCGUUUGUGGAGGACAGCGCUUACCGAUCUUCGGCAGAAAAGACGAACUCAAGCCCCAAAGCACCGCCACCACUAGGCAGCUGCGACGGCGCGAUCCAUCCGAUCGUGUUGAUUAUAAUGUCGAAAACCACUACCUCGCGCUAGAGGCUGCUCUGGAGCCCGCGAACGAUGAGGAGGAGCGGCCAUCAAUCAAGAGGGAGCACAGACAGGACACGAUACGGAUGGGAUCAUUGAAACGGGGCGCCUGGCAGCCCGCAGCAUCGAAGAAUCUAGGAAAUUCGAAUAAGAGGAGAAAACGCGCAGAUGUCCCUCAAGACAAGCCGGAGGACGGUCAAAAAAAAGAUAGAGAUGAGGGUGCUCAGGACCGCGCUGGUGAAUCCCGAGCGGUCGUGGUCCUGGACUGCGCAGGACCGCGCUUCUCUUCAGCGCCACUGCAGCACACACCGACCAGAGCUCAUGCUCUGGGAACUCGUCCUCGCAUCUUCAACAGGUCGCUACCCGACCUGUUCACGUACGGUCUGAAGCUCGAUGACUCUGUGUUGCCGGACAUCAAUGUCGACGGGCAAGCGCUCCCCAAUCCGGGCUUCCUCUCCACCGCCAUCUCCGAUAAUCUUCAGCUGUUGGUCUGCCACCCGGUCUGGGAGGGCAGCCUCUCGCUCGUUCGUUACGCUCUCCAGGUCGCCGUCAUGCACAGAGUUCCGGGUCAUAUCUUCCCGAUCGCACCGCUGCCCAACUUGACGUCGCGGGUCACCGUGAUGAGGAAUCCAAGCCUUGCAGGCCACCCGAUGCUGGCCCGGGAUUUCGACUUUGCGAGCUACGAGAUGAGCCAUCCCUGCGCGAGACCCAUGAUCCAGCAACUGUGUGACAUUCUUGAGGAGAGCGUGGAAAAAGAAGAUUUCCACGAAGCCGAUGCCGGUUUCCGCGAGAAGACCCUGUUCCUCCUCCGAGUCCAAGACAUCCAAGCGGUCAUCAACUCCACCAACCGACUCGCAGUAAACGGCAUGCCAGUUUUCCGAACGUGCCACGACUACUUCCUACACCACAAGUCCCUUGCUCAAGCUGAAAGGGAUCACCGAGCCUCGAUCGACGAGCUGGAGGCGCUGAAGCGGCACAAGAAAGAAUGGGUGCUCGCCACGCGGCGCAAGUGGAUCGUGUCCUCGAGGCACUGGCGACAGGAAAGCACGGGCGUGGCCCCCCCGGCUGAGGACGAGCCGGGAGCGUACGACAUGCCCGAGGGCGACGCCUGUCCCGCCCAUCUCUACUGUGAGCAGCUCGGCAGGAGCGAGGCCCACUUGGCGCUGAUGCGCGGUACCAUCUGGCCGCUGAUCAAGACGCCUCCUCCAGUGUUCGGUUUGUAG
Thermothelomyces thermophilus ATCC 42464 is the source of this 1422-nucleotide messenger RNA. RefSeq lists its product as uncharacterized. NCBI's taxonomy places the organism in Eukaryota, Fungi, Ascomycota, Sordariomycetes, Sordariales, Chaetomiaceae. The transcript is spliced from 2 exons. The coding region runs from base 1 to 1422 and encodes 473 amino acids. The record is from RefSeq and is a predicted model, not a curated record.